UCGGCAGUGAGGAGCUGGGACAGACCCGGCUUGGGCUGCGUUCCCUUUGCGCCGGAGGACAUGGAGAAAGGCAUGCACUUUGAAAGAGCCUACCAUUGUGGCCAGCCGGGCACUGGGUCUUGCUAGCUAACUGUCUGCUGCCAUGACCGUACUUUCUCACUCGGGAUUCUCUAGAGCCAAGAACUGUUAGAGCCUUCAGUCAAGGCCAGACUGCCAAUACAGUCCCAGCUGUCGAAGGAACAGGUUUGGAAGACGUGCCUGCACGCCCUACACUUCUGGAGCAAAGAUCUCAGAGGGUCCCAAAGUCCUGCUGGGGUUGAUUCCUUAGAGCAAGGUCACAAACAUUAAUUGAGUGCCUUCCUGGGCCAAACCCUCUACUGGGCAUUCUGGGGUGUGCAAAAGUAGAAGACCCUGCCUGCCCUUCUGGAGCCAGUGCUUUGGGGAGAAAAAUACCUUUCUGCAAUAUUCAGGUCCCAGAGAAGUUACCUCUUUGAUAGGCAGGUGUUCCAAGUGGCACUUGGCCCCUCUCACCUCCCCCCAGGCUUCCUGACCAGUGCAUGGACACCACAGAAUUCCAUUGCAGCAACUUCCAGAAGCCCAGCCUGAAAUUGGAAUGGGAAACUCCAGCACCAACCAGACAUGUUUCACAGAUGACUCUUUCAAGUACAAUCUGAAUGGCGCAGUUUACAGCGUCGUGUUCAUCCUUGGCCUGAUAACAAACUGUGCAUCCCUCUUCGUCUUCUGCUGUCGGAUGAAAAUGAGAAGCGAGACUGCCAUUUUCAUCACCAACCUGGCCCUCUCGGAUUUGCUCUUUGUUUUCACCUUGCCUUUUAAGAUAUUUUACAACUUUAACAGACACUGGCCUUUCGGUGACACCCUCUGCAAGAUUUCUGGGACUGCGUUUCUCACCAAUAUCUACGGAAGCAUGCUUUUCCUCACCUGCAUCAGUGUCGAUCGAUUCCUUGCUAUCGUCUAUCCCUUCCGUUCUCGUACCAUCCGGACAAGAAGAAACUCGGCCAUCGUGUGUGCAGGAGUGUGGAUACUGGUCCUCAGUGGUGGGAUCUCCGCCUCUUUGUUCUCCACAACCAACGUCUCCAAUUCCACAACAACCUGCUUUGAGGGAUUUUCUAAGCGCAUCUGGAAGACCUAUUUGUCCAAGAUUACAAUAUUUAUAGAAGUGGUAGGCUUCAUCAUUCCUUUGCUCCUGAACCUCACAUGCUCUUCCUUGGUACUUCGAACCCUGCGAAAACCUGCAACACUGUCCCAGAUCGGAACCAACAAAGAGAAAGUGCUGAAGAUGAUCAUUGUGCAUGUGGCCAUUUUCAUUGUCUGUUUUGUGCCAUACAACUCUAUUCUCUUCCUCUAUGCUCUGGUCCGCUCCCAAGCCAUAACCAACUGCUCCUUGGAGAGGUUUGCCAAAACAAUGUACCCCAUUACUCUGUGCAUUGCAACACUCAAUUGCUGCUUUGACCCGUUCAUCUAUUACUUCACAUUGGAGUCCUUUCAGAAGUCUUUUUAUAUCAACACCCAGAUCAAAAUGGAGUCGCUUUUCAAGACUGAAACACCACUGACGGCGAAGACUUCUCUUCCGGCGAUCCAGGAGGAACUCAGUGACCAGGCGAUGACUAACGGGGGAGAACUCAUGUUGGAAUCCAACCUCUAACCAUGCUAUAGAUCUCGCAUUCAUUCCAUAUCGUAGGACAGCUUCCCAAUGAUGAGACCCUGAGCAACAGCUUUGAGUCUAAUACCACAGAAACUAGAGACACAAUGCCUGCCUCCAGGAGGACCCGGAUUCUUGUAGUAACACAUGCCACUUUUUUUUCCAAUACCAACAGGUCUAAUGCAGUUCUAACAUCCUGAGGGAGUACUAGAUUUUUUCGCUAUCCUAGAGUUUUGCUACGGGAAAUGAAUGGGUAGAGGAUAUCUUUGUUAUCUAGUGAUUUUCAUUCGAAUGGUAAGUGGAGCGACAUGAUUGGACUUGGAGCCAUAGAAUCAAGUCAGGAACUGGAAAACCAAGCCUAUCAGCUUACUACUCAUAGCUACAUGCUAGUGUUCUUUCCCCCUUCUCUACAAAGAAAGUCAAUGGUUCCUACAUUCAUUUUGAAUGGCUGUUUUUUGGAUAUCAAACCAGCGUUUUCAUCAUUCUUCAAACUGACUCCAAGAGUGUAUUUUAAAGUUUUAUUUUCAUUGAAACAUUUGAAUGGGAACACGAUCAGAUUCAAUUCAACAACAAUUAAAUACCUACUACGUGCAAGGCACAGACCAGCUAAAUUUGGCUUGUGUGUCUGUGUGUAUGUGCAUGUAUUUGAAAGCAAAUAGGUUGUGUUUGUGUAAGAACAGGACAGAAGAGUUACUGAGGUAACUGACUCUUCCAAUCAUAUAAACCGCCACACACGAUGGUGGCGUGUUCAAGUGCAUGCUUAUUUUACCUUUAUAUCUGUGUACUUUUCUUACUAGCAACAUUCAGAUCGAAAACCUGGGCACGAUAUAGCUGCAAAGCAAAGCAUCUGAAUCUGUGCUCAGAGCAGGGGUUAAGUGGGAGAUGGGGGAGGGGGGGAAGCAUAUUAAAAGAACAUUCUUAAAGCACGCAUUUAUCGUAUUUUUGCAUGAUCUGUAGCCUUGGACAAUGUGUGCUUCAUUUUCUUAUCUAAUGGAGACCUUGGCUGCAGAAUAAAUAUAGGCACUAAACAUAUAGAUAGCAGCUAAGUUAGAAAUCAGAUAGAACUAAUUCUUCUUUGCUCUUGCCAUUUACAGGGGUAUGCCUGACUGGGCAUGCAUCUCUCCUGCUACUUGUGGAGCAAAAAACCAAACCGAUUUGGUGUUUUCUUUGUUUCUCUGCCACAUGCCUGCUUGUUUUGCAACUAACUUAUUAUUCAAUUUGCAUUUCUUAUAGAUUUAUG
Molecule: messenger RNA, 2900 nt
Organism: Vombatus ursinus (common wombat)
Lineage: Eukaryota; Metazoa; Chordata; Mammalia; Diprotodontia; Vombatidae
Gene: LPAR4
Product: lysophosphatidic acid receptor 4
Exons: 4
Coding region: 614-1663 (349 amino acids)
Biological process (GO): positive regulation of Rho protein signal transduction; phospholipase C-activating G protein-coupled receptor signaling pathway
Cellular component (GO): membrane
Molecular function (GO): lysophosphatidic acid receptor activity
Source: RefSeq, a predicted model, not a curated record